This is a messenger RNA of Procambarus clarkii (red swamp crayfish), 9662 nucleotides long. The record is from RefSeq and is a predicted model, not a curated record. NCBI's taxonomy places the organism in Eukaryota, Metazoa, Arthropoda, Malacostraca, Decapoda, Cambaridae.
GUGAAGGGAGGGUGGAUGUGGCAACCCCAGAGGGUGUGGUGUUGCAGAGGUGUGGGCGUGUCGACCUAGUAGCCACGCCUCCUAACUCCCCAGCACACCCCCAUGGUAACUACCUGCCCCCAGAAGCCUUCACUGAUCACCAAACACAAGAGGUGGAGAGGCUGUUGGUAUUCUCCCUGGGACGGACACUAUGGACAGUGGCCAGCCAUGGUGCCAUCACUAGUGGCUCUGGUGGGCCCAAUGGUAUUCUUCAGGGAGCCACCACCACCACCAAGCCGAAGCUAUCGUCCAGUCUCCGGUCGACACUGUCUGCCAUGACCCAUACUCUCCAAGAACAUAGACUCACACUUGUUGAUAUUUUUCAGCUAUUAGUAGAGCGUUUAAAUAGCCGGGAUCGUAUCAACUACACGGCUAUCAUAAGAUCCCUAUAUGAAGAAGUGUUGGGUCCUCCACGACCACCACUUCAGCCACCUGAUCCAGUUGUUGCGAGGUGUAGGUCUUAUUCGGCUCUUGAGACCACAAGACCCUCAACUGGUAGAAGACCUACGUCACUGAGUUUGAGUCUAUCACAACACUCGACGAGCAUGGAGGACUUGAGGUCUCAUCGUUUCUCACCUGGAUCCAAUAAUCCUGCAUCGAUAACUCGGACACAAUCAACAAACAAUUAUUCCACACCACGACGUCGAGGUGUUACCGGUACAUCAAGCAUAAACGACUCGACUCUGCGUAUAUCCUCCUUCAGGACGUCCACCAGAUUGGCAGAUGAUUUGUUUAAUGAAAAUCCCCAGAAGAACCUUUUAACAUCCAAAAGGAACUACCACUCAAUGGAUACAAUAAGUUCGGCAAAAGAAAAUAUAAUGCCAAGAUCCAUUGGAGGGAGUGAGAUCUCAUCCAUGGGAGGUACCAUGAAUCCUAUCUUGGAGGUGUCAUCAGCUCAGUCAUCACCAACAAAGACACCUCCAGAAAAUGAUUCGGAAAAUGCCUUUCCUUACAAGGAAUCAAGAACUACAGUAACAGUUAGCAGAAGUGCAACAGUAGCAGGCACUAUGAAGACCCAAGUCCUGGAGGUACACAAAGAAGGACUCAGCAAACAGAAAAAGAUUCCACCAAAGAAGCCACCAAGAUCACGGGCCAUGUCUGUGGACAAUCUUCUCAAUACAGAGACAGAAUUAAGACAGAACUUCUGUGAAUUUGUUCCAAAGAAGAGACGUAUGGUAGUACGCACCCCUUCGCGCCUCUAUCAUUUUGCAGAGAGCAGUGCAAGCUGCAUAGUGGGACACGUUAAUACAAAAGUAAUACCACCAAUCCUUGGGCCAGAAUUUGUUGUGAGAAGCAAAGAACCAGCUAAAGUUCUGAAUUUAUUGCAAGAUACACAGCGAGGCACGGUGAAGAAAGUGACAGUGAUCCUGGUGACUGGCAGGAAGCUGGAGCUGACCUGCGACCCGGCUGUUGCCCGGGUCAGCCACAUUCUCCAGGCUGUGUUCCAAGAAGAAAAGUUACCACUACAACACCUGCUGGGUCUAGCUGUGUUGGGCAGCGGCGAGUUUCACUUUGUGGCGCCGCAAACCAAACUGCAUAAAGUUUCUCCCCCGGGAUGGAAGGAGCGGCAACCCACGAAAGACGGUCUUAUUCAGAACAAUUUUACACUACACUUGAGGUUCAUAUACUAUGUUAGAUUCAAUAAUGUGGAUGAAAUGGAAAGCAUGGCCAGGCAGCUGCUGUAUCUGCAACUAAGACACGAUGUGUUGGAAGGUCGUCUUCCAGUCCCACCAGAUGCUUUGCUUCAUCUGGCAACCCUUGCUCUUCAAGCAGAGUUUGGCGAUAAAAAAGAACAGGAUGUGAGCUACUUUCUUGCUGAACAUUAUGUCCCCGAGUCACUACUUCGUGGAGGGCAGGUGAUGGCGGUGUCACAACAGCUGCACCAGAGCCACGCAGCUCUAGCUGGUCUCCACUACACACAAGCUCAGGUUCGCUUCAUCACUUCCCUGCAGGACACGCAACACUACGGCACGCACUACUACCAUGUCACACAGGACAAAGGGCGUCAGCAGUGUUGGUUGGGCAUCGGGCGUGAGGGCAUCCUAGUACUUGGCAGUGGACCUCUCACUUCCGAGGCUGUUGCUCGAGCUACCUUCCACUCUUGGCCCUCGGUCAAGAGGGUAUCGUAUACCACGCAUAGGCUAACCAUUGCUAUACGUGGAUCAGACAAAUCAACAAAAAUAAAGUUGAAUUUACAAGAAAACAGGAGUCGUUAUGUCUUCUACCUGACUACAGUUCACCAGGGUUUCCACCGUGAUGCUGCCACCCUAAACCAGCUAUCAUUGUCAGCAGGAGGGUCUGGUUUGCCAGUGGAACUGGUUUCUUCCCAGCAGGACUUUCACUCACAAGCCACCAGCAGUGCCUCUUCAGCCACCACUACUGCUCGGACUAGCCUGUCCUCGGCCGGUACUGCCGACGAUGUUUCAUACGGGGGUCACUUGACCGAGACACCUGGGUCUUUAGGAAAUAUCCAGGGGGCAGAAGAUGAACACAAAGAUGUUCCAAAUACCUUUGCAGGUUUUGGGAGAGAGAAAAACAGUGAAGCAACAUCCUUGUGGCCAAUAGUGUUGGGAGGACAAAAGUCAUCAAAUAGUUUAUCCAGAGACAAUUUCUUGUCAGAAAUCCUAUGGCGAAGUGGUGGAGAAGAGACUGAUGAGGUCUUUUCCAUUGAAAACUUGGAGAAUGAACAACAAUUUCAUCGACAAGAAGAAAAUACUGAAGCAAGUGCAGUGAAAACUUUAGUUCCAAGAGUGUUCCAUCAGCGGUCUAAGAGUAAUAUAGAGAGCAGCAGCACGGAAGGGUCAGGGGGCAUCAGACCAGAGCUCACCCGGGAGUUUGUUAGUGACGAAUCACUCCUUGCUUCGCCCAAGAAGGGCCAUGCUGUGAGGAUGGGGACCCGAGUGUCUGCGGCGGCACUACAAAAGCGUCGCCUGCGAAGUGCGGAGGCUCUUCAGCAGCAGCAACAGCAGCAUCAACAGCAGUUCCACCAUCUCCAUCUCCAACAUCUGCCAAGCCUGCAUGAGCUCAACACCAGCUCUGCAGCUGUGGUUGUUGAGCCGUCGCUGCGGAGUGUGGUGGUGGAGGAAGAGGAUUGCGUGAGUGACUCGCUGCUGGAGAGGUUCCUGCAGUGCCCCAGUGGAGGAGGACAGGGCUGCGAGCGACGGCUCCGUUCCAUCACCCUGACCAAGGAGGAAGGCUCCCUGGGAGUGAUGAUCGCAGAGGGCGCGGAUCAUGGCCUUUACAUCCAGGGCGUCUCCCCCGGCGGCCCGGCGGCCCUCGAGGGCUCCCUUCAACCUGGUGACCGCGUGGUGGGUAUCAACGGGAGGAGUGUGGAGAACCUCUCGUACACGGCGGCCGUCGACCUCCUUCGUCACAUCUCCCACCAGGUGACUCUCCUCGUCUCCCAGCCUGCAGGGCCUCCCACGCCCUCCCAGCCUGCAGGGCCUCCCACUACGCCCUCCCAGCCUGCAGGGCCUCCCACUACGCCCUCCCAGCCUGCAGGGCCUCCCACUACGCCCUCCCAGCCUGCAGGGCCUCCCACUACGCCCUCCCAGCCUGCAGGGCCUCCCACUACGCCCUCCCACCGCAAGUCCCCACGCCUCGCCUCGCCCAGGAUACGGACUACUGUAUCUACCCGUCAGACUCAAGAAACUCCUUUGACGUCCACCAUGCCCACAGCCCGCGAGGACGCCAGUAGGCUGCCCACAGCCCGCGAGGACGCCAGCAGGCUGCCCACAGCCCGCGAGGACGCCAGCAGGCUGCCCACAGCCCGCGAGGACGCCAGUAGGCUGCCCACAGCCCGCGAGGACGCCAGUAGGCUGCCCACAGCCCGCGAGGACGCCAGCAGGCUGCCCACAGCCCGUGAGGACGUCAGUAGACUGCCCACAGCCCGUGAGGACGCCAGUAGACUGCCCACAGCUACAGCAGCCCCAGACAAUACUAGCAGACAGGCUUCAAGCUCUGGUGAGAUAGGUCAGGCGACGAUAAGAGCUGUCGGUGGGGUGGUGACCUUCGCGCGGGAAGUCAGGUCGGGCCCCGUUACCGUUAUCACCAUCAACGCCAGCUCUCCCCCUCACCACCCAGGUCCCUCUGAUGGUGAUGACGACUCGACUAUAGUGUCAGCCUCGGGCGUCAUCACCCUGGGCCCCCGCCUGCCCCCCGUGCCUUCUACUGCUCCUGCUACUUCUGGUGUUUCAUCUGCUCCUGCUACGUCCUCUCGAAAUUUAAAGGAGAACCCAGUUGUAACAGGUCGUCGACCAGUUCCAGCACCUCGUCGCAGUCUGGGAUCAACUAAGUUCUGGGUCGGGGAACGAAGCCCUCCAGAGAGUACCACCAGGGCCGCCACUGAGAGCAGGAGCUCCUUGUACCACGCUCAGCUGGUUCAUAGUGACAGUCCUGAAAACAUCUGCACCUUGGUCCACUCGCGGGAAACUACUCCUAUUGAGAUCUCUUCAACUGCAAGACAUUCUUGCUGUACUUCCUUUGAAUCAUGUACCACCGAUAAUAACUCCGUUCUUAUUAAGGCAGACGAAAAUAAAGGUUCAAAACAUUCCAGUACAGAGUUUAGUGUGGACCUUUGUCAUGGUGAAGAGCGAAGUAUUUGUCUAGAAUCUUGUGGUGUUGCCAGCGGCCACGUGGGUGGUGAAUCCAGCCUAUCCAUCGUUGUUGAUAGUGACAAUGUGAGAGAUGGUGCUGACCCAGCUGGCCUCCAGCCCCUUUAUGCCAGUGACUGUGACUCCAGCUCCUCGCAGCAGUCAUCAUCAUCACUCGUGCCAUGGCAGGGCUCGGCCGAGUGCCUAGUCGCAGAGAGACACUGCCACCUACAUGGCCUGCCCCUCUUAGUGCCGGAGGACACCAUGUUAGAUCGUGUAUUACGCUGUUUUAAUUCCACCAACGUCGUUCAGUCGAGGCACAGUCUCUUAUCCAGUUUGCAGGGGUGCCAGAGUGAAGGCGAGGCCACCAACACGCACCAGGAGGAGGAGGAGGAGGAUCAGAUGAUCAAGCUGUACUGGGAGCGCCAUCCAGGUAUUGACAACUGGCGCCCUGACCUCUUCUUCCGCGACUUCUCGCUGGAAGAAGAGCAGUUUCCUGAGUCGGAAGUGGGGAUUGUGAGCUCUGCGGCUGACCAUCGCCACCUGUGUCCCACCACCAUAUACACCGCCCCCACGUCCCCCGAAUCAUCACUACCACCACGCUACUCGGACCCGAUAGCAACGUCGGGUCCGCAUGCUUUUCGAUGUGUUAAAGUAUGUUCCUCGUCGUCCUCGUCUCCUGUAACUGAGGAUGUCAUUAUCACGCCCCCAGAGGAGUUCCGCAAGGAGCGGGAGUCCCAGCAGAUGCAAGGAGAUGUGGGGACCACAGGUGUGGAAAUAAGAUCCGGAAAUUUUUGCUUUGUGACGGAGUGUGAAUACCGACGGAGUGUGCAAAGUGGUCGGGAGACCUGGAGAGAGACUGUACACCAGGAGGAGGAGGAGAGGGAGAAGACGGAGGUAGGCUGUGGCCACAAUGGAAGGGCGACUCCCGGUACUACUCGAGGUGUGGCCCCCACCGCCAUACCUGAUGUGGUCUUCAGUAGCCAGGAGCAUCUGUCACGGGCUCUCUAUCUCGAGGGACUCUUGGUACACAAUGCCCAGCUCUCACACCACCCAGCUACUUCAUCACACAGAUCGAUCACUCCCUCACACCAGUCAGCCACUCCCUCACACCAGUCAGCCACUCCCUCACACCAGUCAGCCACUUCCUCACACCAGUCAGCUACUCCCUCACACCAGUCAGCCACUCCCUCGCUCCAGUCAGCCACUUCCUCACUCCAGUCAGCCAGUCCCUCACUCCAGUCAGCCAGUCCCUCACUCCAGUCAGCUACUCCCUCACUCCAGUCAGCCACUUCCUCACUCCAAUCAGCCACUCCCUCACUCCAGUCAGCCACUCCCUCACUCCAAUCAGCCACUCCCUCACACCAGUCAGCCACUCCCUCACACCAGUCAGCCACUCCCUCACUCCAGUCAGCCACUCCCUCACUCCAAUCAGCCACUCCCUCACUCCAGUCAGCCACUCCCUCACUCCAAUCAGCCACUCCCUCACUCCAAUCAGCCACUCCCUCUCACCAGUCAGCCACUCCCUCACACCAGUCAGCCACUCCCUCAUAUCAGUCAGCCACCUCCUCACACCGUCCAAAAAGAUUAACACGAGAGCUUACUGGUAUUUCCUAUGAGCCAGAAGAGGCCUCAGUUUCAUCAUCAGUUGUGUGGCAGCGGUUGCCUGGUGCCACACUCUGCUCCUCCAGGCUGUGGCAACAGUCGCCCGAUGACGGAGCGGCAGUCAAGACUCGCAGUCAUGCUCCAGCUGGUGACAUCCUCAAAGAUACCAGUCAAUCUGAAACUGGAAUUAAUUGCAACAGCCUAAGAAUUGAAGGAAAAGUCUGCGAAAGCUCCUCGAAACGGAAGAAGACGGAAAUGUCGGUAGAGUUGUCAUAUUCGCGCACAAGAGACCAGGACGGGUCAACGGAUGGUUGUAAGGACGCAGCCGCCAGUCAGACGGGACGGAGGGAAACAUGGAGGGUCAGUGUGACCGAGGACGUACCUUCAGAGAGUGACUGCAACAGUGGUAGCACAGGUACCACUGGUACGCCACCCCCAGUUAACUUCACCACUCAUCCUCUAUCUACCGAAAUGUAUAAGGCUCGUAUAAAUGUUGGCGACGGAGCCUUACCAUUGUCUCAAAGUGCGCCUAGGGUUGGUGGUGCAGGGGGACUCGACUCUUACAGUAGUUCUCCCUCGAGACGCAAAUCUCGUUUUCUGUCGACGAAAAGUGAGAGACGUUUUCUUUUACACAAAAUGUACCCAGACUCUGAUAGUGAGAGCGAAGACUCGUGUCCUUCCCUGGAGCUGAGAGCUAAAACUAGUGCCCUAUCUCUUGAUUCUGAGAAAAGUGAAGAAGUUGAAUUGUUCUUGAACAAUCCAGAAUCAAUGGUGAUAAGUAAAAUUAAUAUGGAUCGUUUGUAUGAGACUAACACAGACUCAACAAGCACUGAUGAAUCCAGUAACACUAUGAAGAAUCCAGUGCCCUUCAGGUUAGACUUCGAAGCGUCAUCGCUUUCAGCAUCACGUCCGGACUCUUGGGAAGGUGGCGGGUCCGCGGUGGCCGCCGAGCUGCUGAGUCUCCAGGACGAGCAGUUUGUGGGCCUUCUGCCAACACUGAUGAGUGGCCUCGACCUCCACCUCAAGGGCGACCCUGCCACCAUCUGCUCUAAGGAUGACCCUGCCACCACCUGCUCUAAGGAUGACCCUGCCACCACCUGCUUCAAGGGCGACCCUGCCACCACCUGCUUCAAGGGCGACCCUUCCACUACCUGUUCCAUGGACGGCCCUGCCAUCACCCAGCAAGCGGACCCUAGCCACCAUGUCAACACCGCCACCUCCGAGUGGCGGUGCCGGAUGUAUGCAGGAGCCAGCAGCAGCAGCAGCAACAGCUCCUCUUUGGCCACGUCCCCCUCUGCUAGCGCCGCCCCCACACACUGGGCAAGCGACGAAGUGCUCGAGGUCUUCUACACUUCCGCCGACUUCGUCAGCAGCCCAAGACAGCCGGGUGACCGGGCGGCCUCAGCGGGCGGGAAAGCCAAGAGGAAAGGUGCGAGUUAUUUGGACACUGCCGCGCCUGGCCGGAAUGUGCGCAGUGCGGUUAGCGGUCAGAACGCAAAGGGAAAACAGCGGCGAAUAUUGGUGAACGCCAGACGGCCUCGCGGCAGUGUUACCGACAGUGACAGCGACAGUGACGAGGGGAAGAGCAGUGACUCCUGCAUGUGUCGCCCACCUUCCUCCUUACCUAGUGAGGGUGAUGGAGGGGCGCACAUUGUGGAGCUGAUUGAGGCUAAGCGCAGUCGCAGUGUCCUGGGCGUCUUCGACUUCCGUGGGCGCGAGGGGUCACGUGACGCGUCGGUUAUCUCCAGUUACCGCGACCCGGUCACCCCCAGUGAAGCAGUUCUGGGGUUGUUCCAGGAGCAAGAGUCACCGCCCAAUACCCUCGAUGUACCGGCUACUCAAGAUGGCACCAACUGUUCUGACUCCUCGAUGAGUUUCCAUCAAGGAGGGGAAGUCAUGUGCACCAACACCAAGACAAGGGAGUCCGGACUGAGCAGUCUGGCAGUGAAGGGAACUGCACAAGACCCGACGAGCCUGAGCGAGUCAACGACACAAGCACAACACGACGGUUCAUCCCUGGUGGGACCUGUCAACCAUCCCAGCCACAGCAUCAAUCACCAAGCAACUAUCCCGAGACACCAGAGGCCUCCUGAAGAUGAUUUGCCAUCACUGGCAGACUCCCUCAUGGAAGACGGCAAACACCUGCUGGGGGUGUUUGAUAUCACCAAACCUGACGGGAUUAAACAACGUUCGGGACCCGGUACUGGCAGCACCUGUGUGAACAGAUCACUAGCGCGUCACAGAAUAGACGGGAAGGGAAAUUUGACUCAUAGUGACUAUAGAUCCGUAGAAUCGGAGACGGCUGGUGGGAGAGACGGUGAAUCCUGUGGUGCUGAAACUCGUGUUUAUAAAAGUUGUUUGCGAUGCAAUUUAGUAAGCUAUUCAGAGUCAAACCGCGCGGAGUGUGAUGGUGAUCAGAAAGAACACCAGGCUAAGCACCCAUCAGAACCUGAUGAGUCACUGGAGAGUGUAGUGUAUGACGGAAAUCAGAACGAGCACCAGUCUCAGCGCCCGGUACAAACGUGUAACUCGCUCCCGUGUGUACAGUGUGACCAUUUCCAGUCUAUCGAGAUAUUAUUUGUAAAAACAUUCCCAGAGAAUGACCGAGCGGACAGUUCACGUAUCGGUGAGUGGGGGUCGGAUCCCCAUUCUCUGGGGUCCAGUCAGUGUCCAUCACACCCCCAGAUACCCGACUCCUGGAUGGAGGCGCCCUCUGACGACGCCUCCAAGGACACCUCCAAGGACACCUCCAAGGACAGCCGCAACACUGAGGACGCCAACAACACACACCAACAACAACAAACAGGAGCUGACGUAGGCGCGAAAACACUCUUAACUUUGAACGAGAAAUAGCGAAAAUAAAAAGGGAGAGAGAAAGUGAAAGAGAGAGAGAGAGAGAUAAAGGAAAGUGAAGAACAGCGACUCUUAGCAUCUCUCCUGCCUAAAACUGUGUUGCCGGCGGGAUAACAUAGGAGGAAGAACAUUUUUGUCUGUGCGGCGAGUGUUGGCAAGUGUUGGCAAGUGUUGGCAAAUGUUGGCUUGUAAACAAGUGUUGAGACGCUCUGGUUCCCAGUGCCGGUGCUGGGCGCUGUGAAGCGCUGGUUCUUGUGACAGUGGCGGCCCUUGGUGCCGGCAGGACAACACCAGUGAAAGCAAAUUGGCCCCUAAGGGCGAGGUUGCCAUAUAUAUAUAUCUCCGUGUGUAGCCUAUCGUAUGGCCUGAGACUCCGCAGAUCAGACUACACUGAUCGCCAGCAUGUCUUGACAUAGUGAUGGUGUAGAGUUUUCUGAAACAGUAAAGAAAGAUUAGAAGUUUAGGCGUGUUAGAAGACUUGGGGGGAGGAGGACGGUGGUUAUAAUCUAACCGGUUAAAAGGGGGCGGGGAGGGUGGUUGUUUUGCUGCGGAAUUUGAAAAUUUGAAUCUUGU